AUGAAGUGCGAUAACUCGAAGAAUAUAGGCACUUCGCCAGAUGUGGACAACCAGGUGACGGUGACUGAGGGUGCCUCGCCGGAUCUAUCGAUAUUAGUCAGACCCGAGGACACCCGAGGAGAAGUGUUGGCCAUCCAGGACCCUGCCACUGAAGAUAAUGUAGAGACAGUCGAGAUAAACUCCGGAAACGAUGUCGAUUUAAUGCAGGAGCAGCCGAUUAGCGACUUUUGGUCAUCGACUGAAUCGCUAGACUCGGACGACGAUUCGUCGUACGACGGCUGCAUCGAUGACUCCUGUCAACGGAAAUCCCGGUCACCGGAAGUGCGUUUGCCCACUAACGCCGCCCAGUUCGAUGCAGCGAGGGAAAUAGUGCCGUCGAGCACUCGGCGCUUCCACCGAAGCACUAUUUUCCUGGAUGUGUGGAAGAUUAGUACGCUGAAAGCAGAACAGCCGGACGGUUCAGUCAUCCAUUUGCACGAAUUUAGUCGGACGGACUACAAGCAGUGGCUGCCGCUCCCGGACCAACCCGUCCUGCCGUGUCCGCCCGAAGACGACCAAAGUUGGUCAUCGGACGUCGACCGAUCGUGGCUGUCGGACGAGGAGUUGGGGCCGGUGUCUGUCGAGCGAAGGGCUGUACCGGAACGAGAAAUAAAAUCAGACGGAGAGGAAACUUGGGAGGUAUACGACGAGGCAUUGUGGACAUCUGCAGGAGACGGGAACUUGAAGCCACCGUCAGACCACGAAAAUGUCGACGAGAUAGUGGCUGCUGCAGAUGAAACGAUUGAAGCCAUGCCUAAACGCAGAUCGUUCCUGUCGUCCUUAGGAAGGCGACUCCUCAAUGCCGGCAGAAAGAUGUUCUGCUGUGGUGUCGGCCGUAAGCAGAGUACAAAGCUUUGA
Messenger RNA from Macrosiphum euphorbiae (potato aphid), 897 nucleotides. NCBI's taxonomy places the organism in Eukaryota, Metazoa, Arthropoda, Insecta, Hemiptera, Aphididae. The record is from the annotation of a GenBank genome assembly.